AUGGUCUCUUUGAAGAACCUUCUUUCGACGGCCCUUCUGGCGUCGACGGCCUUUGCCCUACCCCCUCCAUUGCGUCGUUCCAACGGCAAUGAGACGGCCACGCACUCCAAGCGCGGUGCCGCAUACACCGAUAUCGACGCCGUGCACGACCUCGACGUAAACGGUGCCAUCUCCUGGGCCUACAACUGGGCCGCAACCCCCGGCGGUACCCUCCCGGACGGCGUCGAGUUCGUCCCUAUGCUCUGGGGCACCAAGUCCAUUGCCGACUUCGUGGCCAACAUCGAAACCAUGCUUUUCGGCAGUAGCAGCAAGUACAUCAUGGGCUUCAACGAGCCCGACCUCUCCGAUCAAGCCGCCAUGUCCGUCUCCGACGCUGCUUCCACCUUCAAACAAUUCAUCACCCCCUACGCGGGCCGCGCUACACUGGUCUCCCCGGCCGUUACCAACUCUGGGGACGCAGACAAGGGACUAUCCUGGAUGCGCGAGUUCCUGGGCUCAUGCUCCGACUGCGACAUCGGAGUCAUGGCCGUGCACUGGUACGGGACCGAACCUCGUGAAUUCACCAAAUUUGUGCAGCAGGCCAUCGACCUUGCCAACGAGCAGGGGCUCAAAGAGGUCUGGGUUACUGAGUUUGCACUUACCACGGACAUCUCAAGCGGUGGGUUGACGAGUGCUUCUGCGGAUUUCCUGCGCCAGGUGCAGCCGUGGUUGGAUAGACAGUCGACGGUUACUCGGUAUGCUUAUUUCUGGGCUGAGGAGGGAUUCUUGGUGCAGGGUGGUCAACCUAGCCAGGCUGGUUGGGCCUACAUUGGUUAA
Aspergillus ruber CBS 135680 is the source of this 816-nucleotide messenger RNA. RefSeq names its product glycoside hydrolase family 128 protein. Gene Ontology annotation, cellular component: fungal-type cell wall. The record is from RefSeq and is a predicted model, not a curated record. Gene Ontology annotation, biological process: fungal-type cell wall polysaccharide metabolic process. The transcript has a single exon. NCBI's taxonomy places the organism in Eukaryota, Fungi, Ascomycota, Eurotiomycetes, Eurotiales, Aspergillaceae. The coding region runs from base 1 to 816 and encodes 271 amino acids.